AUGAUCAUUAUCGACGAAGCGCAAAACCUUAAUAAAGCUGCCACGUUCAUCGCCAUGGCAAAUUAUCCUCGGGCCUCCUUUGUCUUGAUUAUCGGAGAUAUCAAUCAGUCGACGCUCGUAUCAGCCGCCGCCGAAGAUAAUGAAUACAACGACUUUUUCGAUCGUCAGCACGCAACCUCCCUGCUUGAUCGUCUGGCCAAGUGCAACAAGAUCGACUUCACUCUGAUGAACACCCACCGUCCUUUCGGCAACGCGUUCGAGAUUCCUCGUCAGAUGUUCUAUCGCGAGACCAUGAGUGUCGUCCAUGGGAGUCAUCUAGUCCAACAGAACAAGAGCUGGCUUUCGCGACUUAUCUUCCCUACGUCGAACACCCAGCCCCCGAUCGAGACCAGCUUUUCCCGUGACGACUACGUUCUCUCUGCUCGACGGUCUGUCCAGGGAUCAUUCCUUGGGCGCAAGCUGGGGCACGUCACAGUCACAACACGAGAGCCUCAGGCUCUUGUCUAUGACACCAAAAGACUCACCGCGACCCAAUGUACCUUCGGCAUGACCGUCGAGCGUAACCAGAUCGAUCUUUAUUGGGAAUCGAUCAGGACGCAGCACGAAAUUGGCACAGACCUCGCACUUGGAGUUUUGCUCUGA
Molecule: messenger RNA, 642 nt
Organism: Emericellopsis cladophorae
Lineage: Eukaryota; Fungi; Ascomycota; Sordariomycetes; Hypocreales; Bionectriaceae
Exons: 2
Coding region: 1-642 (213 amino acids)
Source: RefSeq, a predicted model, not a curated record